UCUGUCUGCGAGCUUUCCGAGGCGGAAUCCACAGAAAGGAAGGACCGGAAGAUUCAAGAAAGAGCUUUUUUUAUCCCUGUUUUGUUUCUGCAACAGGCGUAGCCCUGUUCGGUAUUCCUCGGUCAGUCAGAUGGAGAACGGGACCGACAAUAUCCUCCGGUCUCGCAACGGAGCCAUCCCCCAAAUGCCGGGCUCGGACCGGGGACCUGAUCCCGGAAAUGAGCAGCAAAGCAACGGAGGAAGCCACAUCCUCAGCAACGGUGAGCAGUCUGACCGGAUUCAGGAAACUGCGGACGGGAUCAUUGAAGCAGACGGUGUCAUCAGCAAAAAGAUGCAACUAAAGAGGAAGGCAGAGCACCUGAAGAAUGACCUUCUGCGUCAGUUUGACAGCCAGGUCAGCGACUUGGUGGAUCAUCUUCUAGAGGAGUCGUCCAGCCUGGAGCGUUCCUCUGUGCCUGCAGCCUUCUCCCCCCCCAUGUCGGAUAGGGAGAGGGCCAAGCUCGGUCACUUUCGCCCUCCUCACGGGGAGGGCAAGCAUUUCACAAACAGGAGGUCUCUUCUUGAUGAGCUUUUUGAAGUGGACCACAUCAGGACCAUCUACCACAUGUUCAUCGCGCUGCUCAUCCUCUUCAUCCUCAGCACACUUGUGGUAGAUUUUAUUGAUGAAGGCAGGUUGGUGCUGGACUUUGACCUGCUGGUUUAUGCGUUUGGCCAGUUCCCUCUAGUGGUGUGCACGUGGAUGUGCAUGUUCCUGUCUGUGUUUCUGGUGCCCUACACCCUGUUCCACCUGUGGGCUCAGAGCCAGUCGGGCUCCUAUGGCCACCCCAGGGUGUCCAGUCUGCUGUUGGGUUCUGCGUUCCUGCUGUAUCAAGUUCUGGGUCUGGGACUGCUUCCUGCGUAUGUCGUUGUGACCAACAGCUUACCGCCGGCAUCCUGCUUCAUCAUCAUUAUUGAACAGGUUCGUUUAAUGAUGAAAGCGCAUUCGUUUGUCAGGGAGAACGUUCCAAAAGUCCUCUCCUGGGCAAAGGAUAAGACAAGUCCUGGUCCAGCCGUCCCUCAGGUCUCUCAGUACCUCUACUUCCUGUUUGCCCCGACUCUUAUCUACAGAGACAAAUAUCCAAGGAACCCUGUUACAAGAUGGAGCUAUGUGGCCUCCAACUUUCUUCAGGUCCUGGGCUGCCUCUGUUAUGCCUACUACGUGUUCGUGCGGCUGUGCAUCCCGCAGUUCCGCAGCAUCAGUCUGCAGUUUUUGGAUCUGAGGGCGAUGGUCCUCUGUGUCUUCAACUCCAUCCUGCCAGGAGUUUUGGUUCUCCUGCUGGCAUUUUUUGCUUUCCUGCACUGCUGGCUCAAUGCUUUUGCAGAGAUGCUUCGCUUUGCAGACAGAAUGUUUUACAAGGACUGGUGGAAUUCAACCUCUUUUGCAAAUUACUAUCGAACUUGGAACGUGGUGGUGCACGACUGGCUGUAUUACUACGUCUACAGAGAUUUCCUGUUGAUUUCUCAGAAGCGUUUCAGACUAGCCGCCAUGCUCUUCGUCUUCACCAUCUCCGCCGUGGUCCAUGAGUACAUUCUAGCCGUGUGCUUCGGCUUCUUUUACCCCGUGCUCUUCUGCCUCUUCAUGUGUUUUGGAAUGAUGUUCAACUUCAUCCUGCAUGACCGACGGAAAGGCCCCAUCUGGAACGUCAUCAUGUGGACGGCUCUGUUCCUGGGUCAGGGCGUGAUCAUCUGUCUGUACUCCCAGGAGUGGUACGCUCAGAGAUACUGUCCUGUGAAGGAGCCGUCUUUUCUGGAGUGGGUUACUCCUCGGUCCUGGAGCUGUCAAACGGGCUUAAGGACAGACUGAAGAGUUUUGACUCGACUGGGAUUAUAGUAAGACGUAGUGCUAGUCCUGAUCACUGGAGGGUUUCUGUUAAUUUAAAUAUUUAUGGUUUUUUCUUGUCUUUGCACUAAAGUUGGAAGUCUGUAAGAAUGUAUGGCAAAGCUUCUGCUGAAAUGCCAAAAACAGCACCGUCACUGAUGCCUUAUGUGUUUGUCAGACAUCACAAAGAAGUACCUGUAAGCACCUUCUUCCAUGUACUUAUGUACUGUUUGUAUUUUUUAAGUUGUCUCUUUGAGUAGAUCGACUGUGAAAACCCUCUUUGUGCCAACAAGAUCGCGGCAAUAUUGACUCACGGCAGCUGAACGCAGACAGAAUUGGCUUUUUGCAAUCACUCUUUGGUGGUUUACACAUGUAGACUGAAACAUUUACUUUUAGUGCCAAAAAAAGAGGGGUUAACACGUGUGUCCAGCUGUUUGAACCUAAUAAGCAAGAGGUGCCACACCUGCUGUCUUUGUCUCGGGAUUUCUGGGUAAUUUGUUGGUAACCUUAGUAAUCAAAUCAGGACUUUAACACUGAAGUCGGUGAACCCAAAUGUAGGGCUGCUGGCUGUGCUGUUUCAAUCUGAAUUGGUGAUUCUCUAUGAACUAAAUGUGUUUUGGAAGCACAUGUCAGCAGAUGUUAGCUGCUAUGUGAAAUCACUGAAAUAAGUACAACUGUGAGAUUUAAAGGCUGCCAGAAUGUUCCAACAAACACGGUGAUGCUUCAGCAGCCAGGGCUACCAUAUUUUCUGCUGUCGUCCUAUUUCAUACCGGUUUGCUGUGUGGUAUUGAAGAAGAUUAUAUUUUCUAUGGAAAGUCAUUGCACAUUUUAAAAAAAAAUGUUGCAUUUCAGGGAUUUUUCUGAUGCUCUUUAAAACGUUGAUUCUAUGUGUGCUAUAAUGACCACAAGGUGGCGCUAUAGCAGCACCUCGAAUGUAGUGAAGAUUCAUUUUGAGUGACGUUUCCCCACAUGACAAAACUUUGUAUUAUGAACUCAAACUAACACUUUUAAACAUGUAAAGACAUUUUUGACAUCAUUUGGAUACUUUUGUCAGAUGAGUGUCUCUUUUUGUUCACAAUAAUAUCAAAUUGUAAAGAAUCUGUUGACUAAAAAUUUGAUUUUUGAUUGAUUUUCUGUUACUUUUCCAUUUAAUUUAUUUUGUUAUAUAUGUUGUAACGCCUCUUUUCUGUGUCUUUACAUAAAUGAUUGUUCUCUGUCAAAGUAAUAAUUGCUGGAAUAAAAGUCUAUUCCCUUA
Oryzias latipes (Japanese medaka) is the source of this 3113-nucleotide messenger RNA. RefSeq names its product sterol O-acyltransferase 1 (gene soat1). Gene Ontology annotation, cellular component: endoplasmic reticulum membrane. Gene Ontology annotation, molecular function: cholesterol binding; cholesterol O-acyltransferase activity; fatty-acyl-CoA binding. The record is from RefSeq and is a predicted model, not a curated record. Lineage: Eukaryota; Metazoa; Chordata; Actinopteri; Beloniformes; Adrianichthyidae. Gene Ontology annotation, biological process: cholesterol efflux; cholesterol metabolic process.